AUGGCUUUCGAGUUAUAUGAGUUCGAUGUAACGAGGUUCGAGUGUACAACAGCCAGUCCAAGUGUCAUUAUGGGACUCAGCAUUUUUGGCCCAGCUAUAGCAUUUGGACUCGGAGGUUUUUUUACCAAAAUCUACAUCACACUUGAAGACGUUAACAUCAGUCCGCGCGACCCCCGCUGGGUUGGGGCUUGGUGGCUCGGCUUCCUUUUGUUUGGAUUUCUCGCCAUCUUGGCGGGUAUUCCAGUUUUCUGUUUCCCGCGCAGGUUCAAACCGAAACCAGCUGAUCAUUCUGACGGGAAAUCAGGACUUCUUGAAAAUGUGAAAGAUAUCAUUAAAGGCCUAUGGCUGCUGGUGACGAACCGACUGUACAUGCUAGUGGUGGUGGCAAACUGUCUGAUAUUGUUUUAUGUCGGAGGUGUCUUGGCCUUCUUACCGAAGUACAUGGAAACACAGUUCCAGAUUCCGGCUUGGUUCGCAAACAUAGUGAUGGGUAUUAUCGGUGUGCUCGCUGCGUCACUGGGGAGUUUCCUGGGCGGAUGCAUCAUUUCCAAACUCAAAAUGACCCCAGUCGGAUGUGCCAAACUUAUCUUCGGAAUUUCUGCUUUCUCUGUCUUGAUUCCUAUUGCCGGAUAUUUCUUCGGUUGUAACAACCCGGAGAUCGUAGGAUUCGACGUAAAGAUUUACAAUGUUCAGAAUUGUACAGAAAGUUGCCUGUGUGAUGACACCGAUUAUUUCCCAGUUUGUGGAUCAGACGGAAGGAACUACUUUUCGCCUUGUCACGCCGGGUGUACGGAUCAACAAGGCCAGAUGUUUGAGGGAUGUUCCUGCGUGGGUGUAAAUGGAACAGCCAAUCCAGGUCUAUGUGAUACAGACUGUAAGAUGUUAGCACCAUACAUGGCACUCGCCUGCUUUGGUGGCCUCGUGGCAACAAUGGCAGGAAUGCCGAGCAUCAUAUUCAGCAUCAGGUGCGUCACGGAUAAACAGAAGUCGUUAGCAGUUGGGUUGUCAACAUUUCUUCAAACACUUCUCGGUUGGUUUCCUGGACCGAUAGUUAUGGGAAUGGUUACUGAUACUUCCUGUUUGACCUGGAGCUCUUCCUGUCGCGGUAAAGGAGCAUGUUCCAUGUACGAUAUUGAAGAUUUCCGGUUAAAGCGUCACGUGAUCGAACUUGUUGUGAAGGUAGUUGUGCUGAUCAUGCACCUAGCUAUGUACGUCAUUGCAAAGCGUACCGACUGGAGCCAAUAUGAAGAGGAAACGAUUACUCCAAAACCGGAAGCGGAAAUGCUGAUGAUUACUCAUGGGAAAUCGAAAUCCGAUUGGACAGAAUACAAAGAUCCGAUUAUUAAAAAGACAUGA
Molecule: messenger RNA, 1356 nt
Organism: Ylistrum balloti
Lineage: Eukaryota; Metazoa; Mollusca; Bivalvia; Pectinida; Pectinidae
Product: solute carrier organic anion transporter family member 2A1-like
Exons: 9
Coding region: 1-1356 (451 amino acids)
Biological process (GO): sodium-independent organic anion transport; transmembrane transport
Cellular component (GO): membrane
Molecular function (GO): protein binding
Source: RefSeq, a predicted model, not a curated record